AUGCCAGUUAAAAAAGAAAAGAGCGAAGCUGAAAACAAAAAUGUUGAUUCCAGGCAGAAGAAGAUUCUAUUCCACGAUUUAUCCCUCUAUUUGAACAAGAAUGUGAUGGUUGUGCUAUCAAGUGGGGAGACACUGCUUGGAAAACUGACUCAUUUUGACGAAGUGGCUAAUUCAAUCAUAGAGAACGGAAAGAAGAAGCAGUUUGUACUGGGCAAAGCCAUUACGAUGAUUUGCAUCACCAAAUAA
Enterospora canceri is the source of this 246-nucleotide messenger RNA. The record is from the annotation of a GenBank genome assembly. NCBI's taxonomy places the organism in Eukaryota, Fungi, Microsporidia, Enterocytozoonidae.